UCUUAUUCCCCUCCACCACUCAUUCACUUUAAAGAAAGCAAGAGAGAGAGAGAGAGAGAGAGAGAUUGAAGGAACAAAUGGUCAUAAUGGAACAACAAGAGAUCAAGUUUAUUGGGUUCAUUGGCAUCUUGAAACAAUCCUUCAGGAUCAUUUUCACAUGGAGAAAAAUCUUUAGCCAAAUAACCCUAGCUCUUAUCCUUCCCCUUUCCUUCAUCUUCCUUGCCCACAUCCAAGUAUCUCAACUCCUUUUCUUCAAGAUUCUUCUCAACCAAGAUACUUUAUAUAAUAAUCUACAAGAAGGCACACCAGAUUAUGCAAAACUCUCUGAUAUCAUCUCCUCUGAAUGGACUGUCUUUUGGCUCUUCAAGAUUGCCUACUUCACUUUCCUUCUUGUCUUUUCCCUUCUUUCUACUUCUGCUGUUGUUUAUGCAAUUGCCUGCAUAUACACUUCAAAGCCAAUCACCUUCAAGAAGGUUUUGAGUGUUGUUCCCAGAGUUUGGAAGAGACUUAUGGUCACUUUCCUAUGGAGCUUCGCUAUUGUUUUCGUCUAUAAUAUUAUUGCAGCAGUAGUGCUUAUCAUCUUGUUGGUUGUUGUUAAUAUAGGUAACAGUUCCAUUAAGUUUGUAUUCAUUGCAAUUCCGUUAAUCGUAUACUUCGUUGGCCUUUUGUAUAUUACCAUCGUUUGGCAUUUGGCUAGUGUGGUUUCUGUUUUAGAGGAGAUUUAUGGGAUCAAAGCAAUGAUCAAAAGCAAGAACUUGAUAAAGGGUAACAUUGGGGUUGCAGUAGCUCUUUUUAUUAUGCUUGGAAUUUGCUUUCUAGGGAUUCAGCUUCUGUUUGAGAUUUAUAUGGUGUUUGGCUGGCCAGAAGGGCUAGGAAUCAGAAUCGUGGUUGGAAUCCUUUGCUUGUUGUUGUUGUUUAAGCUGAUUCUUUUUGGGCUUGUGAUCCAAACUGUUCUCUAUUUUGUGUGCAAAUCCCAUCAUAAUGAGAAUAUUGACAAGUCCAUCUUAUCUGACCAUCUUGAGGCAUAUCUUGGGGAUUAUGUUCCUUUAAAGGCAGCCAACGUACAAAUGGAGCAAUAUCAAGCUUAGUUAAUACUAAUGAAGUUUUAUGUUUCAUCUGAAGUCUUUCUGGUGAUCAUCAAUUUGUCGUACAUUUAUAUGUAUGUGAUCUGGUUCUUGUCUAUAAAUGUAUGUAGUGCAUAGUUUUUUUCAA
This is a messenger RNA of Ricinus communis (castor bean), 1212 nucleotides long. RefSeq lists its product as uncharacterized. Lineage: Eukaryota; Viridiplantae; Streptophyta; Magnoliopsida; Malpighiales; Euphorbiaceae. The coding region runs from base 78 to 1088 and encodes 336 amino acids. The record is from RefSeq and is a predicted model, not a curated record. The transcript has a single exon.